Molecule: messenger RNA, 953 nt
Organism: Haliotis rubra (blacklip abalone)
Lineage: Eukaryota; Metazoa; Mollusca; Gastropoda; Lepetellida; Haliotidae
Product: organic cation transporter protein-like
Exons: 6
Coding region: 1-879 (292 amino acids)
Biological process (GO): transmembrane transport
Cellular component (GO): membrane
Molecular function (GO): transmembrane transporter activity
Source: RefSeq, a predicted model, not a curated record
AUGCGCUUCUCACUUGAAAUCUGGUACCGGAACUUUCUCCCCGAGUCUCCAAGAUGGCAAAUAACCAAAGGCAAGAACAAAUUAGCAAAGACAACAAUACUGAAACUUGCCAAAUGCAACAAGGUUGAAAUGUCUGAAGAAACGGUGGAGAGCGUAACGUGUGUUGACGAACCAACAGAGCGCUUCUGGGAGCUGCUGAAAUCCCCCAUCAUGAGGAGGAGGAUGGCAGUGAUUUGUUUUAACUGGUUUGCGAUCGGAAUGGGUUUCUAUGGCCUCAGCAUGAACCUCACCAACCUCUCUGGCAACGUCUACCUAAACUUCUUCCUGUUUAUUGUGGUAGAAGCGUGUUCCUAUGCUCUCUGUGCGCUCCUCAUCAGCCGGAUUGGUCGGAGGAAGAUGUUGAGUGGAACUAUGUUGAUGGCAGGAACUGCAUGUAUUGCCGCUUUCAUUCCCUUCUUUGUCGAGAAAACACCUAACAAGUGGAUCAUCACAGCCCUGGCCUGUUUUGGAAACAGUUGCGUAUCAGCUGCCUUCGCCACCGUUUACGUCUUCACAGCGGAAGUGGUACCGACGACGACGAGGAAUUUCGGCAUGGGGCUAGGCUCGGUAUUCUGCAGAUGUGGUAGUAUGUUGUCACCAUACAUCAAUGAUCUGACAAUGCACAUCAGUGGCAAGUACAGUCAGAUUCUGCCCAUGUUGAUAUUCGGGGGAAUGACCACGCUUGCCGGACUCUUAGCGUUACUCCUCCCAGAAACGUUCAACAACAGACUGCCAGAAACAGUCAAGGACGCCGAGAAACUUGGAACAAAUGCUUUCGAGGAAAGGAACGCAGAUACACAAAUGCUUGCUGACACACGUUAUCAGCACACUAAACUCUAGCAGUGCAUGGUAUUGUUUGUAUCCAUCAGUCGAUGCAAGAAAAUAUCAAUAUAGUAGAACCAAUUCCAUUCUGU